Trichoderma asperellum CBS 433.97 is the source of this 2631-nucleotide messenger RNA. RefSeq lists its product as uncharacterized. The record is from RefSeq and is a predicted model, not a curated record. Lineage: Eukaryota; Fungi; Ascomycota; Sordariomycetes; Hypocreales; Hypocreaceae. Gene Ontology annotation, cellular component: Golgi medial cisterna; membrane; Golgi trans cisterna.
AUGGGUGCCAGCGACUCCAAAAUAGGGUUCAAGCAAGGGAUAUUCAGACUGUCAGAGGAGCGGAACAUUGCGGCGCAUGACCCGUAUUGGACCUCAUUCUGGGAACUUCCCGAGUCGUCAGAGGACGUCUUUAGCCUCUUCUCGCCCAACGAUAUUCGUCGAACCCGUGACAAUGCCCUAGAAAACAUCGAAACUCUGAUUAUAACCCUGACAACGCGGAUCUUUAAUUUACGUCACCAUCCAUCCUUUCCAGACGUCGAAAGUGCUCCAGAACGAGACAUUCUAAACUGCAUCAGAGUUCUGACCCGAAUACUGCCAUAUUUGUAUGAAAAAGAAAGCUUGGCAUCAUGGGAAGAGAGAUUCUUUUGGGCUCCACGAAAGAUAAAGGGCCGAACCUCGAAUGCAAACGAAGUGCUGUUUGAUGGAGCUCAGGAUGGGAAAGAGGCGCCGCGGCCCGCAGCAGAAAAGCAUGAAGAACUGAGACCUCUAGCGGAAGAAUUAUUAGAUACGUUGAUCGACCUCCUGUUCUUCUCGGAUUUCACACUGCCCCGCCAGCCAGAUGGGCAGCCCAAGGUCUCAUAUGCCAUAUGGCAGAGCGGGGUUGGAUGCAAUACGGCUGUUGCAACGACAAAGGAAUUUGAAAGCAACCGAUGCGAAAUUCUAAGGCUCAUUAUGACUUUUGCUGGUCAAAGCAUGUACACGACCCCAGCGGUGCUUCCACAGAGGGGAGUUCGGACUCUAACUUACCUCUGCACAUCUUCCGACAAACAAAUAGUGCUUUCAGUGCUAUGCUCUCUUCUAAACACCACAUUGAAAUACAAUCCAGCCAGCUGGCGUGUACCAUAUAACACUCUGGUAUUCAAGGACACCAAGCAAGUGCUUGUGACUUACUCUAUUCACUCCCUAUUGGCCAUGCUCAUAUAUCCCAUACCUGAAGAUGCUUCUUCGACCUCCCACAAGAACUACUAUCGCCAUUUUCUUGGCAGGAUACAUCGCCCCCAAGACUUCCAGUUCAUAGUUGAUGGGAUGACGCGGAUACUCAACCAACCACUUCAGGAGAAAAGUUCUUAUCUCCCUAGCUCUCAAGCUUCUUCGAACCUAGCUCCAGAGGUUCUAAUGCUUUUCUGGGAGUUGACUCAAUGCAACAAAAGGUUUCGGUCCUUUAUCAUCGACACUGACAGGGCGCACGACUUUGUUGUAUUAGCCCUGUUCUAUGCUUUGGAGUACAAAAAUGAGGCCUCCAAGCAGGGCGUGGUGCGCAUGUGCGUUUUCCUCUUACAGACUCUAAGCGUGGAGCAAAGCUUUGGGUCUCACCUCAACAAGUCGUUUGAAGGCCAGGAGAGCCUCCCCGCGAGCAUAAGAAUUAAUGGGUUCAGGGGCACUUAUGCCGAUUUCCUUCUACACUCAAUCUACACAUUAAUUACUACAAGCCAAAGCAACUUCGCUCCCGUCUAUCCAGCGCUUCUGGCAAUAAUUCAUAACAUAGCUCCACAUAUUGAGGGCUUGAGCACGUCCAGCAGUUCUCAGCUAAUGCAUCUAUUUUCAUCGAUGUCGUCACCUUCAUUUUUGCUUGCCAACGAGACCAACCAUAGCCUUCUACACUCUCUGUUGGAUUCCAUUAACUCCAUAAUUGAAAACAAAUAUCGCGAGAAUCCCGAGCUAAUAUUAGCCAUCCUCAGAAAUAAGAAACGCAUUGAGGCACUCAGGACAUUUACAUUGGAAAGCGGGCAGGAGGAGAUUGAGAAGAUCAAUAGGAGAAGGAAAGACUCUGGAGGUCACGUCGGGCCUUUUGAUGAUGGAUCUCGACGAAGUUCUGUGGAUAGUCUACGAAGCCCAACCAAUGCUUUAUCCAGGACCCAGUCGUUGGAAGAGACUCCCGAGGAUAGCGCAUUCGCCAUUGGAGACGACGACGACGACGACGAUAGCGAAGAAGAGCCUCAGCCAACCCCAGCGGCGUCAACCGCUAGCGAAAAUCCGUCCCAGGCAUCUUCUACAACCAAUGUCGAAGACGCAGUACCUGUACAGAUGCGAGGAAUGUCAGAAAAGGCACGAGGGAAAAUGCCAGCCAACAUUCAGUCUUUCUCUCGGCAGAAUAGCUCAACAAGCCUAGGGGCAUACUCCACUGCCAAUCAGGCGUAUGGGGGCAACUUUGAGCCGACAGCGCCGUGGAUCGACAGUUGGCUGCCUGAAUUACCUCUGCAUAGUGUCUUGUCCAUUAUUCAGCAGGCAACGAGUCUUCUGCCACGGCAAGUGUCCGCUCGAGAUGCGACACCCGAGACUCUUCGUCGGAUUCAAAAGAUGGACUUUGUUGGUUUAGAGCCAUCUCCCAUCCGAGUUCAGUCGUUUGAGUGGUCUCAGUUGGCACUCGGAUGGUACGAAUCGCUACUUUGGGGAGUCAUCUUUGCCAGUGAGAUGCAGAUUGCAAAGGGUACUAUGGGUAUAUGGAAUGGCACUUCUAUCAAGCUCUUCCGGGUCCAGGAGACGGCGGUGGCAGGUCCCACUCUGACCUCACCUAGAGGGGCUGUGGAUGCUGUUGGAAGCAAUAUCGUCUCGCGAAUUGGCCAAAUCAACCUUCGCGGCGGCCCGGCACCUUCAAAUCCUGCGCCGAACAGAGGUGGACCGAGUACAUGA